This is a messenger RNA of Necator americanus (New World hookworm), 210 nucleotides long. RefSeq lists its product as uncharacterized. NCBI's taxonomy places the organism in Eukaryota, Metazoa, Nematoda, Chromadorea, Rhabditida, Ancylostomatidae. The record is from RefSeq and is a predicted model, not a curated record. Bases 1 to 210 code for a protein of 69 amino acids. The transcript is spliced from 3 exons.
AUGUGUAUUGAGAGGAUUGAGUUCGAUGGCUUCUUGUUCCAUGUUCUGGCUGGGAUUAUGAUGGAGAUGACUAUGAACAUAGUGGAUACAAAGCCUAUGGAACAGAUGUUUAUCAACCUCCUGUUAGGUCUAGAGAGAGAAGAAGAAGAAGAAGAAGAAGAAGAAGAAGAAGAAGAAGAAGAAAAAGAAAAAGAAGAAAAAGAAGAAUAA